CCGCGGCUGGGAUUGGGCGGUGGGCGGGCUAAGGCGGGCUCGCCUCUGUCGACGCACGCCGACGACAGAAGCGUUCGCCUCGCGCCGCCGUCUGCGCGCGCGCCGCAUAACUUGAUUAACGCACAGAAAACUGAUUUAUUGUGUCGCGUUGAAAAAAUAAUCGGCCGACGGUGAAGAAAUGUGAUGGAGGGACAAGAGUGGCGGGGCGAGUGGCAGCAGCCGCGCCAGCUUGACGGCAUUGUAUCGUCGAGUGGAUGUCCUCGCGGCGGGUUCGCGUUGUCACAGUCACUGGUGGAGCGACUCGGCCGGGAUCAUGAGCAGCCUCCCGUGUUGCCACCUCUGCAUCAUCCCAUUAGAGAUCACUCGGUGUGCGCGCGCAGCACCUACUCGCCGCUGCAGGCGCUCAGCGAGAGCACGUGUCGAGACCCCGGCGUGUCCGCGCCGCCGCCGCAGCCGCCGCCGCGCGUGCAUCCGUCAAAUCAGAACGUGACUCUCCACCCUGCGGUAGCGCGAUGCACAGCUACCCUAGAACUGGCCUCACUAUGGCGCAACUUCCACGAGCUGGGCACGGAGAUGAUCGUGACGAAGGCGGGCCGGCGCAUGUUCCCGGCGCUGCAGGCUCGCCUCGCUGGGCUGCUGCCGAACGCUGACUAUCUUCUGCUGGUGGACUUUGUGCCGCUCGAUGAUAAGAGAUAUCGAUAUGCUUUCCACAGCUCUAGCUGGGUAGUGGCGGGCAAGGCGGACCCGGUGUCCCCGCCGCGCAUCCACGUGCACCCAGACUCGCCGGCGCCCGGUUCCAACUGGAUGCGCCAGCUCGUCUCCUUCGACAAACUCAAGUUAACGAACAACCAGCUCGACGAUAAUGGACAUAUAAUCCUGAACUCGAUGCACCGCUACCAGCCGCGGUUGCACGUGGUGUACCUGCCGGGCGAGGGCCAGAGCACGGCGCCCAGCACCGUGCCCUACCGCACCUUCGUGUUCCCCGAGACCGGCUUCACCGCCGUCACCGCCUACCAGAACCAUAGGAUAACGCAAUUGAAAAUAGCGAGCAAUCCCUUUGCGAAAGGAUUCAGAGACUGCGACCCAGAUGAUUGCCCGCCCGAGCAGAGCCAGCAGCGCGGCGGCGGGCGGCGGCGCGAGUCCUCCGCGGCGGAGGCGUGCCCGCAGCUCGCGCAGCCGUACGCCGCCGAGCCCAGCGCCUGCGGCCCGCUCUACCCGCCGCACGCACAUCCUGUGCGGUAUCAACCCCAUGCGGGCCACAAUAGCGCUUACAGUGCUUACUACGCUCACAGAUAGCUCAGAAAGGCACUCGGGGGUCGGGACUGCAAAGACAACAACCGGCUAACACUCAUGCUACAGAUGAGCGACCACGUCCCUGGAACGCACCAUCUGCCAAUCAUACCGCCAUAGGGGUCGUAACAACCAUUGACAUAUACUAAUGGACAUGCUGUACGCUUAUAAUCGAAGAUAAGAAAUGGCUUGUGCUUUCGGUCUAGCGCUAUCUCUUUCCUUGACAAGCACGGCAUAUAAAUUCUAAAGAGACAAAGUGAGACCGAAACUUCGUUUCCUCUCUUU
Messenger RNA from Trichoplusia ni (cabbage looper), 1575 nucleotides. RefSeq names its product T-box transcription factor TBX1-like. Gene Ontology annotation, biological process: regulation of transcription by RNA polymerase II; cell fate specification; positive regulation of DNA-templated transcription. NCBI's taxonomy places the organism in Eukaryota, Metazoa, Arthropoda, Insecta, Lepidoptera, Noctuidae. Gene Ontology annotation, molecular function: DNA-binding transcription factor activity, RNA polymerase II-specific; RNA polymerase II cis-regulatory region sequence-specific DNA binding. The record is from RefSeq and is a predicted model, not a curated record. Gene Ontology annotation, cellular component: nucleus. The coding region runs from base 184 to 1296 and encodes 370 amino acids. The transcript has 9 exons.